Rhizophagus irregularis DAOM 181602=DAOM 197198 is the source of this 1812-nucleotide messenger RNA. RefSeq lists its product as uncharacterized. Gene Ontology annotation, cellular component: site of double-strand break; nucleus. NCBI's taxonomy places the organism in Eukaryota, Fungi, Glomeromycota, Glomeromycetes, Glomerales, Glomeraceae. Gene Ontology annotation, molecular function: protein binding. The record is from RefSeq and is a predicted model, not a curated record.
AUGUCUUUGCCAAAAAAAGAUGAAUUAUCCAAAUAUUUUCCAUCAUCAUUUGGAAAAAAGCCCAAUUCAUCAUUAUCUAAUGAAAAACUUGAUGAUAGUGCCUCAGAGGAAGAAAUAGAAGAUCCCUUAAGAUCAAUGUUACCAACAGCAUUUGGUGUAAAAAAGAAAACAAAUAUUACUUCUGACGCCUUCUCUAAAACAAGAAGAAAAGAACAAGAGGAAAUUAAUAAAUCUAUAUCACCUCAAAAACAAAUAUCAAAAUCUAAACGUCCAAAAACCGAAGGCAUUGAAGUAUCAGGUGUUGAACGUGAAGAUACUGAAAGCGAGGAAGGAGAUGAUGAUGAGGGUGAAGAAGAAAGUGUAUCUGAUACUUUACCUAUUUCACACGAAAUCAAAUUAAAUGAUCACUAUAGAACUGUUUCGGCUAUAGCACUUGAUCCUUCAGGGGCUAGGCUUAUAACAGGUGGAUAUGAUUAUGAUGUAAAAUUUUGGGAUUUCGCUGGAAUGGAUUCUUCUUUACGUCCCUUUAGAACUAUAAGACCAUGUGGCGACCAUCAAAUUCACCAUUUGGAAUAUAGUUUAAGUGGAGAUCAAUUUUUAAUUAUAUCAGGAUCAGCACAAGCAAAAAUUUAUGAUCGUGAUGGAUUUGAAAUGGAGGAAUAUAUUAAGGGAGAUCCGUAUAUAAGAGACAUGCGGAGAACAAAUGGUCAUAUAGCUGCUUUGACUUCAGGUGGAUGGCAUCCAAAUGAUAAACAGACAUUCAUAACGGCAUCACAUGACAGUACGAUAAGGAUUUGGGAUGCAGAAUAUAAAAGAAAACAAAAAGAUGUACUUGUACACAAAUCAAAGGAGCGUGGUGGAAGGAGUGUUGUAACAGCAACAUGUUAUAGUCCAGAUGCAAAGUAUAUAGCCGGAGCCGCUCAAGAUGGGGGUUUGUUUUUGUGGGCUGCUAAGGGUCCAUAUGUUCGUCCUUCCCAUCUUAUCGAAAAAGCACAUCAACCAAACAGCGAGACAUCGUCUAUAUUGUGGUCUCGUGAUAAUUCAACUUUAAUAACUAGGGGUGGUGAUGAUUGUAUAAAAGUUUGGGAUGUACGAAACUUUAAAAAUCCAGUUUUGCAAGCUAAUCAACUUGCAACUUAUAAUGCAGAAACAAACGUAAUAUUCAGUCCUGAUGAAAGAAUGAUUAUCACAGGUACCGCGGUCAAGAAAGGAGAAGGGUAUGGAAAAUUAGUAAUUAUGGAUCGUGAAUCACUCGAGAUUUUGCGAACAACGAAUAUUACACAAUCUAGUGUUGUCAGAGUUUUAUGGCAUUCACGCAUUAAUCAGAUCAUUACCGGGAAUGCAGAUGGAUCAGCUCAUGUAUUUUAUGAUCCUAAUAUUAGUGUUCGUGGAGCAAAACUUUGCGUUGUCAAAGAAUCAAAGAAGAGAGCUGUAGACGAUUACGAAAUCAAUCGUCCUAUUAUUGCACCACACUCAUUGGCAAUAUUUAGAGAUGAUAGGCCAAAAUCGACAAAGAGAAAGAGAGAGAAAUUAAGAAAAGAUCCUGUUGCGUCACAUAGACCUGAUUUACCCGUUAGUGGUCCAGGAAAAGGUGGCAAAAUUGGUAGCAGUUUGACACAACAUAUUAUGAAAGAAUUAAUCAAGGAUACUACUAGAGAUGAGGAUCCAAGAGAAGCCUUAUUGAAAUAUGCGGCAAUAUCAGAAGAUGAUCCUCAGUGGAUUGGUAACGCUUAUAAGAAAACCCAGCCAAAACCUGUGUUAGCCGAAACUACUGGAGAGGAAGAAGAGGAAGAAGUUGUAAGAAGGCCUUAA